Molecule: messenger RNA, 336 nt
Organism: Bombyx mandarina (wild silkworm)
Lineage: Eukaryota; Metazoa; Arthropoda; Insecta; Lepidoptera; Bombycidae
Product: cytochrome c oxidase subunit 5B, mitochondrial
Biological process (GO): mitochondrial electron transport, cytochrome c to oxygen
Cellular component (GO): respiratory chain complex IV; mitochondrial envelope
Source: RefSeq, a predicted model, not a curated record
AUGUUAUUAAAAUCGUUGUACGGCGUCUCGAGGUUUGGUGUCCGAUUCUAUAGAAAACUAAUUGACCCUUUGGACCUUUUGACCGGCAUCGAGAAACGUGAAUUACUCGCGCAUUUAGCGGGAGAUUGCGAUCCAUUCCGUAUUCUUUCCAUCAAGAAAGGACCCGGAACACGCGAGCGUCCGAACUUGAUACCCAGCUCAAACUCAUCUCGUCUCAUUUGCUGUCAUUGUACCGAGUCGGACAACCAUCUGAAAUUUAUGUGGCUACACCAAGGAGAUCCAAAACGAUGCGGCUGUGGAUACUGGUUUGAAUUAUGUCCAAUUGCACCGCUUUAA